AUGUCAGAGUUCAAAAUCCCAAGUAUCCCAAAAUUAAGCAUUCCAUCUCUAUCAUUCACAGUAGACGACGUUUCUCCUCGAUCAGAAGAUUUCCGAGAGUGUCCAUUAAUUAACUACCCUAUCUCCUUUCAAGCUCCUAUCUCUAAAGAAGCUCCCAAUAAAACCACUGCAAAUUUUCCUCUCACAAGCAAUUUCAGCAAAGAUAUAAAAAAUCCUCUAUUAAGCACCGAAAAUGCAUUUUUGCAGCUUAUUAACUUCCCCUUCCAUGAAAAACCAUUAGAAUAAUCCUUAUAUUUUUAGGUAAAAACCCCCCCUACGUGAGGAACAAAAAUUUUUUUAAUAUAAAAAUGUUUUAUAAAAAAAUAUUUUGAUAUAUAAGUGAUAGUUAUUAUAAUCAAAUUUCCGCUAAUUCUGCUUAAUUUUAAACAGCUUGCAUUUUAAAAUAUAAAUUUUGCAAAUUAAAUUAUUUUUUACUUCUCAAUGGAAUUUUUUUUAAAAAAAUUAACUAUAAAAUUUAUAUAUAAAUUUUUUAAAAAAUAUUAUUUAACCCGACCAAAUUGUUUUGUUCGCUCACGGAGGGGAGGAGUAAGCACCAAUCUGCUGAAAUAGACAGCUUGCAUGCUGAAAACAAUGAAUUGAAAUCUAAACUUAGCGAAGCAGAAGCAGAAUUAAAAUCCCUUAGAAGGAUAAAGGUUUUAAUGCGAGAGCAAGAGCGAAAAAUCUCGAAUCUACAAACCUCUCUUGAUUUAGCUACAGAAGAAUGCAAUGACUUGAAGAUGCAACUGUCUCAAGCCCAUGAAGAGCAAAUAGAAUGAGAAAAUAGCUGACUCUCCUCAGUAAUAAGUAAAUUCUUGCUUAAUCGUCAAAAAGUAAAUUUUUAUAUGAACGGAUUAAGGAAACGCCCAAAAUUUUUAAUUUUUGACAUUUUAUCUAAAAAUAUCCCUAAUAAACAAAUUCAUAUAAAAUUGCAAAAUUUAUGCAAAAACCUCUAUGAAUAAGCAGGAAUUUUCUUAUUACUGGAUGAGUGAGAAAACGAAGCAAAUCUUAUUGAUCUUGCUGAGUUUUAUAGUGAUUGGCCACCAAGAAGAAUAUGGAAAGAUCCUGCACCCGAAAUAAACGAAAAACUUGAAAAUCUGAAGUCAAAAAUAAAGCGUAUCGUUAGCGGGAAAUUAUAG
Blepharisma stoltei is the source of this 1175-nucleotide messenger RNA. The record is from the annotation of a GenBank genome assembly. NCBI's taxonomy places the organism in Eukaryota, Ciliophora, Heterotrichea, Heterotrichida, Blepharismidae.